This is a messenger RNA of Colletotrichum higginsianum IMI 349063, 990 nucleotides long. RefSeq names its product RNase H domain-containing protein. Gene Ontology annotation, molecular function: nucleic acid binding; RNA-DNA hybrid ribonuclease activity. The transcript has a single exon. The record is from RefSeq and is a predicted model, not a curated record. Bases 1 to 990 code for a protein of 329 amino acids. Lineage: Eukaryota; Fungi; Ascomycota; Sordariomycetes; Glomerellales; Glomerellaceae. Gene Ontology annotation, biological process: DNA replication, removal of RNA primer.
AUGGCUAUGCCCGACAUCGACUACAUGGACCUGCCCAAUGGGAAGACCAUUACUGUCUGCGCACUCCACAAGCAGGUUGUCUGCGGACAGUGCUGCCUUGACCUCAGCUUCGACGUCGACAGCGACGGCGAUAACAUCUCUGACGACGAAGAGAUCUUCGGCACGUACGGCAAUCUCCCGAUCCCCCGCGACGUCACCUUCAGUCAGGUUGCCAACAGCAAGUACGGACGCCGAACGGCCGGGGACGAAGGCGUGGCGCCAUCCGGGGAGGAGGAGGACCACGGCUUCUUCCCCGGCCCCAUCGACUUCAGCCGCAUGGCAGGUGCUCCCGAUAGAACGGAGCCCUCGGGCGAUGUGUUCCCGACGGUUUUCCAGCACCCGAAGAAGUCGUCGAUGAGACCGCAGGACUUAUUCCCGGCGCGUGACACGCGCUUCCACAACCGCUACAACAGGUUCGAGAUGCUGAUCUACACCGACGGGGCGUGCCUCGAGAACGGGGCGGCCGACGCUCGCGGGGGCUGCGGCUUCGUCUUCGGACCUCGGUUGGAGACGGCCCCCGGCCGCGUCGCCUUCAAGCUCGAGGAUCGCGGGCCCGACGGGCAGGUCUAUCGGCACACCAGUAACCGCGCCGAGCUCCGUGCCGCCGUGGGCGCACUGCGAUUCCGGCGAUGGUACGGCGAGAGCUUCAAGAGCAUAGUCAUCGCCACAGACUCAACCUACGUUGUCGACGGGGCCACCGACUGGGCUCGCGGCUGGUGCCGCAAGGAGUGGAGGCUGAGCAACGGCCAGCCCGUCAAGAACCGCGACCUCUGGGUGUCCCUCUUGCUCGAGGCCGAGAAGCUGCACGACAACGGCAUGACCGUGCACUUCUGGAGGAUCCCCCGGGAGUGGAACCACGAAGCCGACAGCGCCGCCAAGGACGCGGCCGAGAACGACCCGCCCGUCGACAAGUUUGUCCAUAUGAUUGGCGUCGGCACCAGGUUUAUGUGA